GGCUGUCAGUCGCAGUUUCCCUACUUUGCUCGCACCAUCCAGGCGGUUAGCUAUGUGACAGAGUGGCCGCUGUUUGAUCCCGGACUCCCCGCAUCUUCACCGUCCGCUCAGGAUGGACCAGAGGAGGGCUGAACACGGCCGGAACACCGGUCCGGUGUCGCUGUACGGGGAAUUCACGUUGACCGCUAACCGAAAAGUCAGGUGUGCGGUGAGCCUGACCGAGAAGGACCUCAUCGUCCAGAGGCUCAGCUCUUCUCCUGUUGGGAGGAACAAGGUGGUGCUCAGCCUGAAGGACUGCAUCGGUUGCCGGGCGUACCGGGGGGAUGACACCGCAGACCCGGCAGCUUACCUGACGAUUUUCUUCUACCCGCUCAAACGGCGCUGGAUGAGUUCCGGGGUCUCGAGGCAGAGAGCGGAGCAGUGUUUUCGUCUCACGGGUCUCCAGGACCCUCGCGCUAACCUGGAGGAGGCGGAGAAGUGGGCUCGCGCUGUCCGAGAACGCUCUGCACGGCAACAGUAUCUAAGAGACGGGGUGAUGAUGAGCGCGUUGUCCCGUCCCAGCCGGAUGAUGCUGCUGGUGAACCCACAGAGCGGGAAGGGGCCAGGCGCUCACGGCUCUACAACAACCACAAUCCAGCACAUGCUCAACGAGGCGGGGGUCACACACACUCUGGUCAUUACUGAGCGGCAGAACCACGCCCGAGAGCUGGUGAAGGAGGCCGACCUGUCGCAGUGGGACGCUCUGGUCAUCAUGUCGGGGGACGGGCUUCUGUAUGAGGUGAUAAACGGUCUGCUGGAUAGACCUGACUGGGAGGAGGCUGUCCGGACCCCUCUGGGGAUCCUUCCUGGGGGGUCGGGCAACGCCUUGGCUGCAUCCAUACAUCACUACUCUGGAGCCCCCCCGGUGUUCAGCGAGGAGCUCCUGCUCAGCUGUGGCUUCCUGCUGUGUCAGCGCCUGGUGACCCGCAUGGACCUGGUCUCCGUCCACCUGUCCUCCAGCCCCCGCCUCUUCUCCUUCCUCUCUCUGGCCUGGGGCUUCGUGGCGGACGUGGACAUCGAAAGCGAGAAGUACCGCCACACGGGAGCCGCUCGCUUCACCAUCGGCACGCUGGUGCGGCUGGCCUCUCUGCGCGUCUACAGAGGCACGCUCUCCUAUCUGCCGGUCGCCGAGGACGACGGGGAGGAGGACAACCCGCCGCUGCACCACCAGGCACCCCCCUCCAGAGAACCGCCCUGCCAGAACUCCUUCCACAACUCCUGCCACUCCAACAACUCCCUGAAGGUGAGGAAGGCGGAGAGCACGCCUUCUCGCAGCACCACCAAAGCCCCCAGCGGCCCCCUCGACUCCCUGCUGCUGCCCCUGGACCAGCCGUUGCCCGGCGACUGGGUGGUUGUGCCGGAAGAGGAUUUUGUCCUGGUACUGGCCAUGUACCAGUCCAACCUGGCGGAGGACCUGCUGGCAUCACCGGACUCCACCCCUGACGACGGCUUCAUCCACCUGUUCUACGUGACGGGGGGGAUAUCCCGCGCCGCGCUGCUGAAGCUCUUCCUGGCGAUGGAGAAGGGGUUACAUCUGGCCAGCAGCUGUCAACAUCUGGUGCACGCUAAGGUGCGGGCGCUCAGGCUGGAGCCGUCCUCCCCCAAAGGGGUGAUCACCGUGGACGGAGAGGUGGUGGAGUACGGGCCGCUGCAGGCCGAGGUGCACCGAGGGCUGGCCAGACUGAUCACUGGAUAAACAGACUUCAAGACUCGGUCCAAUAAACAUAUUUGAGCGUUUUUGAUUCAGAAAUGUCCAGGUACGGGAGCAAAGCAAUGUAAGACACGUUCACUGUUAACCGCAACGUUAUCUGCCUCAUCGGUACAGAGAAGAGGCUUCAGUAGGAAGUGUUGGGUAUGUUUGGUGCUGAUUUAUCCCGUUCAUGUGAAUAACUGGCUUCCUAUGACUUGACUGGCAGUGACUUAUGAAAUUACCAAAUAGUUGAAGGUGGGCUCCAAAGAACACAUUACACUGAGGAAAAAAGACCUGGAGCUGAAUUGUAAACAUGUUCAGAGGCUCCUGGACGGGUGGUUGAUGUUUCAGUGCCUCUGUGCUCCUCCGCUGCAUCCUCCACCCACAGGCUGUCCGUGUGGCAGAUGUAUUAACCAUCACCAAGGUGUCCUUACCAUUGAGCUUUAAGUCACGUAGAGGAGACGAUGCCUCAGACUUCGGCCUACGGGGCAGCAAAGUCAGAUUUUAAAAUGUGUUUUUAAUUGUAAUCCAAAUCUCUUCUGAGGUUUGUUUCAUUCAUUGGACAAAAAAAAGACGUGAACACAAUGAAAUCAGUUUGAAUCAAAGAGAAAUGAACUCCGAGUGGCCUUAAACAGGGAGGGGGGAAGCUGGUGAAAACAGCAUGAUGGUGAGUGUAUGGAGAGGGGAGAGAGAAGAGGGGAGGGGGAGAUAUCAACUUGUUAAAUGCUGCAUGAGGUAGACGAAUUAUGUUGCAGACACAGCACCGUUAUUCUUCAUCCUCACCACAGGAAAUCAUUUGGGAGCUUUAGCAAAGUGUCCUGACGCUCAGAGAGAGGAGUGGGUUUCACCUCGAGGCCAACGCACAGGGACAGUAACUGUACAUUAGGAAAUAAGGGGAGGGGGAUUUCAACAUUAACACCACAGCUUGUUAUUUCAGUUAUGCAUAAUAUGUUUUAUUUAAUCAGCAUGCCACAUGUAUGUUUGACAGUGUAAAGAAUUGACUUGUUAAAGACCAAAAAUAUUGUAUUUAAAAUGAUUAUUAUUUUUACAUGAUUUUGCACAAUGUUAGUUUGGUGCCAACGCCAUUUUGAAGCCUUUAUGGGACAUGGAGGUCCAUUUUCUGUUAUUUUGUCUAAAUUAUGUUUACUCGAGUUCAGCAGACGAGCUGGAAGCACAUACGAUGGAAACCAUACUUGAAGACGCACCUUCCCAAUUAGAUUUUGCUGUUUUAUGGAGAAAAUGUGAUCUGUAGCACCAACACCGGAGGUCUGGCUACUGACUGUUAAAGUGGACAGAGUGUUGAUCCAUCACAAACCUUUAUUUGCAUGGUACCCCUUAAAAUGAAGCAAGUAUGCCGACGUGUAAGUUCAACCAAAGAGAGAAAGAUGACAUGAAAUGUAGUGGCCUUAAGAUGUAAAAUCAUCCUAAAUUAAUAAUAAAUAAUCCUUAUUAAUACAAACAAAUGAUUGGGUUGAACAAAGUAAAAUCAUCUUAACUUUGUGUAGGAAAAAUAAUAUGUGUUCGCAUUUUGUUUGGGAUCCACAGAUGUAAGGAAAAAUACAUGAUAUUAUAUUUGUUUUCCCACAGUGCUACUGACCCCAAACACUUGAAUACAUGUUAUGUUCUGAGCUGGGUGUCUGUGAUGCAGUGAUCCUCUGUCUGUGUGCCUUGAUGUGCUGCCCCCUGCUGGCCUCAACAUGCUGGUGCAUCCUUUAGGAAAUACACUCAUUUUCCCAACCUCAGUUACAAAUAAAUUCGAUUGGGAAGGUUAAGGUAGUCAAACAUUUGCACUUAUAUCUGAAAAAAGGUGUAAUUUUGGCACAUUUGGACUCAAACUGUUAUUACUAUGGUGACACCUUCCUUAACUUCAGCUUCUCACGAGGAAGAAACUGGAGCGACAGAAUGAUCCAGUUUCUCUCUAGGUCAGAAAAUAUAAAUGAGUUGAAUCAGACGGAUAUGUUACAGAUGAUGAAGGACCUGAUGUUCAUUUUGUAGAAGAGAGACAUUAACUCCGUCUGAUGGUUGCUCUUAUCGUGUUUACCUGCUGCUUAUUAACUGUUGUCUUUGUUUGAGGUGAAGGGAGGAACUCCUUUUAUUUGUCUGGCACACUGAAUAUUGAAAUUAUUGAUUCUUUAUUCUCGAGAGAUCUAUUUUUCCAUUUGACAAAUGUCUGUAUUUUUUUCUACUAUAAAAUCAAACAUUCUGCUUGAGUGUUUCGGAUUGGAAAAUAAAUCAUGAAAAAUGAA
This is a messenger RNA of Gymnodraco acuticeps, 3975 nucleotides long. RefSeq names its product sphingosine kinase 1-like. Gene Ontology annotation, cellular component: intracellular membrane-bounded organelle; membrane; cytoplasm. The transcript has 5 exons. The coding region runs from base 113 to 1735 and encodes 540 amino acids. The record is from RefSeq and is a predicted model, not a curated record. Lineage: Eukaryota; Metazoa; Chordata; Actinopteri; Perciformes; Bathydraconidae. Gene Ontology annotation, biological process: cellular response to growth factor stimulus; sphingosine biosynthetic process; negative regulation of apoptotic process.